Jaculus jaculus (lesser Egyptian jerboa) is the source of this 9782-nucleotide messenger RNA. It is a transcript of the gene Cacna1e, whose product is annotated as calcium voltage-gated channel subunit alpha1 E. Gene Ontology annotation, cellular component: neuronal cell body; voltage-gated calcium channel complex; membrane. The coding region runs from base 41 to 7024 and encodes 2327 amino acids. Lineage: Eukaryota; Metazoa; Chordata; Mammalia; Rodentia; Dipodidae. Gene Ontology annotation, biological process: chemical synaptic transmission; calcium ion import across plasma membrane. The record is from RefSeq and is a predicted model, not a curated record. Gene Ontology annotation, molecular function: high voltage-gated calcium channel activity; calcium ion binding. The transcript has 49 exons.
CGAGCAGCGCGACAUCAUCAAGGCGCACGAGGCGCACAAGAUGCAGAGCACCCCGCAGGCCCGGCGCAAGGAGUGGGAGAUGGCUCGCUUCGGGGAGGCUGUGGUCGGCAGGCCCGGGUCGGGCGAUGGAGACUCGGAUCAGAGCAGGAACCGGCAAGGAACCCCGGUGCCGGCCUCGGGGCCCUCGGCCGCCUACAAGCAGUCCAAAGCGCAGAGGGCGCGGACUAUGGCUUUGUACAACCCCAUUCCUGUCCGGCAGAACUGUUUCACCGUCAACAGAUCCCUGUUCAUCUUCGGAGAAGAUAACAUUGUCAGGAAAUACGCCAAGAAGCUCAUCGAUUGGCCGCCAUUUGAGUACAUGAUCCUGGCUACCAUCAUUGCCAACUGCAUUGUCUUGGCCCUGGAACAGCAUCUUCCUGAGGAUGACAAGACCCCAAUGUCUCGGAGACUGGAAAAGACAGAACCGUAUUUCAUUGGAAUCUUCUGCUUUGAAGCUGGGAUCAAAAUAGUGGCCCUGGGGUUCAUCUUCCAUAAGGGUUCAUACCUCCGCAAUGGCUGGAAUGUCAUGGACUUCAUUGUGGUUCUCAGCGGCAUCCUGGCCACUGCAGGAACCCACUUCAAUACCCACGUGGACCUGAGGACUCUCCGGGCUGUGCGUGUCCUGAGGCCCUUAAAGCUCGUGUCAGGAAUACCUAGCCUGCAGAUUGUGUUGAAGUCCAUCAUGAAGGCCAUGGUGCCUCUUCUGCAGAUUGGCCUUCUGCUCUUCUUUGCCAUCCUCAUGUUCGCAAUCAUUGGUUUGGAGUUCUAUAGCGGGAAGUUACACCGAGCGUGCUUCAUGAACAAUUCAGGUAUUCUCGAAGGUUUUGAUCCCCCUCAUCCAUGUGGUGUGCAGGGCUGCCCAGCUGGUUAUGAGUGUAAGGACUGGAUCGGCCCCAAUGAUGGGAUCACACAGUUUGAUAACAUCCUUUUUGCUGUGCUGACCGUCUUCCAGUGCAUCACCAUGGAAGGGUGGACCACUGUGCUGUACAAUACCAAUGAUGCCUUAGGAGCCACCUGGAACUGGCUGUACUUCAUUCCGCUCAUCAUCAUUGGAUCCUUCUUUGUUCUCAACCUUGUCCUGGGAGUGCUUUCUGGGGAAUUUGCCAAAGAGAGAGAGAGAGUGGAGAACCGAAGAGCGUUCAUGAAACUGCGACGUCAGCAGCAGAUUGAACGGGAACUGAAUGGCUACCGUGCCUGGAUAGACAAGGCGGAGGAAGUCAUGCUUGCUGAAGAAAAUAAGAAUGCUGGGACUUCAGCCUUGGAAGUGCUUCGAAGGGCAACCAUCAAAAGGAGCCGGACGGAGGCCAUGACCCGAGACUCCAGCGAUGAACACUGCGUUGAUAUCUCUUCUGUGGGCACACCUCUUGCCAGAGCCAGUAUCAAGAGCACAAAGGUAGACGGGGCCUCCUAUUUCCGGCACAAGGAACGGCUUCUGCGCAUCUCUAUCCGCCACAUGGUCAAAUCACAGGUGUUUUACUGGAUCGUCCUGAGCGUUGUGGCUCUCAAUACUGCCUGUGUAGCCAUCGUUCAUCACAACCAGCCCCAGUGGCUCACUCACCUCCUCUACUAUGCAGAGUUUUUGUUUCUGGGGCUCUUUCUGUUGGAGAUGUCUCUGAAGAUGUACGGCAUGGGGCCACGCCUUUAUUUUCACUCUUCAUUCAACUGCUUUGAUUUUGGGGUCACAGUGGGGAGCAUCUUUGAGGUAGUCUGGGCAAUCUUCAGACCUGGUACAUCUUUUGGAAUCAGUGUCUUACGAGCUCUCCGGCUUCUUAGAAUAUUUAAAAUCACCAAGUAUUGGGCAUCUCUCCGGAACUUGGUGGUUUCUUUAAUGAGCUCUAUGAAGUCUAUCAUCAGCUUGCUCUUCCUCCUCUUCCUCUUCAUUGUUGUUUUCGCUCUCCUAGGAAUGCAGCUGUUUGGAGGCAGGUUUAACUUUAAUGAUGGGACUCCUUCUGCUAAUUUUGACACCUUCCCGGCGGCAAUCAUGACUGUGUUCCAGAUCCUGACAGGGGAGGACUGGAAUGAGGUGAUGUACAAUGGAAUCCGCUCCCAGGGUGGGGUCAGCUCAGGCAUGUGGUCUGCCAUCUACUUCAUUGUGCUUACAUUGUUCGGAAACUACACACUUCUAAAUGUAUUCUUGGCCAUUGCUGUGGACAACCUGGCCAAUGCCCAAGAAUUGACCAAGGAUGAGCAGGAGGAAGAAGAGGCCUUCAACCAGAAACAUGCACUGCAGAAGGCCAAAGAGGUCAGCCCGAUGUCCGCUCCCAACAUGCCUUCUAUCGAAAGAGACAGAAGGAGAAGACACCACAUGUCGAUGUGGGAGCCGCGCAGCAGCCACCUGAGGGAGCGCAGGCGCAGGCACCACAUGUCGGUGUGGGAGCAGCGUACCAGCCAGCUGAGGAGACACAUGCAGAUGUCUAGCCAGGAGGCGCUCAACAAAGAAGAAGCUCCUCCCAUGAAUCCCCUCAAUCCCCUCAACCCACUGAGCCCCCUCAACCCGCUCAAUGCCCACCCCAGCCUCUACCGGAGGUCCAGGCCCAUUGAGGGCCUGGCCCUGGGUCUGGGCCUAGAGAAAUGUGAAGAGGAACGCAUCAGCCGUGGUGGUUCCCUCAAGGGGGACAUAGGAAGCCUGACCAGUAACCUGGACAAUCAGAGGAGUCCGUUGUCCUUGGGCAAACGGGAGCCACCAUGGUUGGCCAGACCUUGUCAUGGAAACUGUGAGCCAACCCAGCAGGAGGCUGGAGGGGGAGAGACUGUGGUGACCUUUGAGGACCGGGCCAGGCACAGGCAGAGCCAACGGCGCAGCCGGCACCGUCGUGUCAGGACUGAAGGCAAGGAGUCGGCUUCAGCCUCCCGGAGCCGGUCUGCCAGCCAAGAGCGAAGUCUGGAUGAAGGGGUGUCCACUGAGGGAGAGAGGGAGCAUGAGUCCCGGGGCAGCCAUGCAAGCAAGGAACCAACAAUUCAUGAAGAGGAGAGAGCUCAGGACUUAAGGAGGACCAACAGCCUGAUGGUACCAAAAGGCUCUGGGCUGGCAGGUGCCCUCGAUGAGGCUGAAACGCCUCUAGUCCCUCCCCAUCCUGAGCUGGAAGAAGGGAAUGAUAUGGUGCUGACAGAGCAGGAGCCGGAAGGCAGUGGUGAGCAAGCCCUGCUGGGGGAUGUACAACUGGAUGUGGGCCGGGGCAUCAGCCAGAGUGAACCUGAUCUCUCCUGCAUGACGGCCAAUGCAGACAAGGCCACCACAGAGAGCACCAGCGUCACCGUCGCUAUCCCUGAUGUGGACCCCUUGGUGGAUUCAACAGUGGUGCACAUUAGUAACAAGACUGAUGGAGAAGCCAGUCCCUUGAAAGAGGCAGAGAUCAAAGAGGAGGAGGAGGAGGUAGAAAAGAGGAAGCAGAAGAAGGAGAAGCGUGAGACGGGCAAAGCCAUGGUGCCCCACAGCUCCAUGUUCAUCUUCAGCACCACCAACCCGAUCCGCAGGGCCUGCCAUUACAUUGUGAACCUGCGCUACUUCGAGAUGUGCAUACUCCUGGUGAUCGCAGCCAGCAGCAUCGCCCUGGCAGCAGAGGACCCUGUCCUGACCAACUCGGAGCGCAACAAAGUCCUGAGGUAUUUCGACUAUGUUUUCACGGGCGUGUUCACCUUUGAGAUGGUUAUAAAGAUGAUAGACCAGGGAUUGAUCUUGCAAGAUGGGUCCUACUUCCGAGACCUCUGGAACAUCCUGGACUUUGUGGUGGUGGUCGGCGCCCUGGUGGCCUUUGCUCUAGCGAACGCCUUGGGUACCAACAAGGGACGGGACAUCAAGACUAUCAAGUCUCUGAGGGUACUUCGAGUUCUCCGGCCACUGAAGACCAUCAAGCGCUUGCCCAAGCUCAAGGCUGUGUUCGACUGUGUGGUGACCUCUUUGAAGAAUGUCUUUAACAUACUCAUUGUCUACAAGCUCUUCAUGUUCAUCUUUGCUGUCAUCGCAGUCCAGCUCUUCAAGGGGAAGUUCUUUUACUGCACUGACAGCUCCAAGGACACAGAGAAAGAGUGCAUAGGUAACUAUGUAGACCACGAGAAAAAUAAGAUGGAGGUGAAGGGCCGGGAAUGGAAGCGCCACGAAUUCCACUAUGACAACAUCAUCUGGGCCCUGCUGACCCUCUUCACAGUCUCCACGGGGGAAGGAUGGCCCCAGGUUCUGCAACAUUCUGUAGAUGUGACUGAGGAGGACCGAGGUCCAAGCCGCAGCAACCGCAUGGAGAUGUCCAUCUUCUACGUGGUCUACUUUGUGGUCUUCCCUUUCUUCUUUGUCAAUAUCUUCGUCGCUCUCAUCAUCAUCACCUUCCAAGAGCAAGGGGACAAGAUGAUGGAGGAGUGCAGCCUGGAGAAGAACGAGCGGGCGUGCAUCGACUUUGCCAUCAGUGCCAAACCUCUCACCCGCUACAUGCCGCAGAACAGACACACCUUUCAGUACCGCGUGUGGCACUUUGUGGUUUCUCCAUCUUUUGAGUACACCAUCAUGGCCAUGAUUGCUUUGAACACUGUCGUGCUGAUGAUGAAGUAUUACUCUGCUCCCUGUACCUAUGAACUGGCCCUAAAGUACCUGAACAUUGCCUUCACCAUGGUGUUUUCCCUGGAAUGUGUCCUCAAGGUCAUCGCUUUUGGCUUUUUGAACUAUUUCCGAGACACCUGGAACAUCUUUGACUUCAUCACCGUGAUUGGCAGUAUCACAGAAAUUAUCCUGACAGACAGCAAGCUGGUGAACACCAGUGGCUUCAAUAUGAGCUUUCUGAAGCUCUUCCGAGCCGCGCGCCUCAUCAAGCUUCUGCGCCAAGGCUACACCAUUCGCAUUUUACUGUGGACCUUUGUGCAGUCCUUUAAGGCCCUUCCCUAUGUCUGCCUUCUGAUUGCCAUGCUUUUCUUCAUUUAUGCCAUCAUUGGGAUGCAGGUAUUUGGAAACAUUAAGUUAGAUGAGGAGAGUCACAUCAACCGGCACAACAACUUCCGGAGUUUCUUUGGGUCCCUCAUGCUGCUCUUCAGGAGUGCCACAGGUGAGGCCUGGCAGGAGAUCAUGCUGUCCUGCCUUGGGGAGAAAGGCUGUGAGCCUGACACCACCGCCCCGUCAGGACAGAGUGAAAAUGAGCGCUGUGGCACCGAUCUGGCCUACGUUUACUUUGUCUCCUUCAUCUUCUUCUGCUCCUUCCUGAUGCUCAACCUGUUUGUGGCUGUCAUCAUGGACAACUUUGAGUACCUAACUCGCGACUCCUCCAUCCUGGGGCCUCACCACUUGGAUGAGUUUGUCCGUGUCUGGGCCGAAUAUGACAGAGCUGCAUGUGGCCGCAUCCAUUACACUGAGAUGUAUGAAAUGCUGACUCUCAUGUCACCACCGCUAGGCCUCGGCAAGAGAUGUCCCUCCAAAGUGGCAUAUAAGAGGUUGGUCCUGAUGAAUAUGCCUGUAGCUGAAGACAUGACAGUCCACUUCACCUCCACACUUAUGGCUCUGAUCCGGACAGCUCUGGACAUUAAAAUUGCCAAAGGUGGUGCAGACAGACAGCAGCUAGACUCAGAGCUACAAAAGGAGACCCUGGCCAUUUGGCCUCACCUGUCCCAGAAGAUGCUGGAUCUGCUUGUGCCCAUGCCCAAAGCCUCUGACCUGACAGUGGGCAAAAUAUAUGCAGCAAUGAUGAUCAUGGACUACUAUAAACAGAGUAAGGUGAAGAAGCAGAGGCAGCAGCUGGAAGAACAGAAAAAUGCACCCAUGUUCCAGCGCAUGGAGCCCUCAUCACUGCCUCAGGAGAUCAUUGCUAAUGCUAAAGCCCUGCCUUAUCUCCAACAAGACCCCGUUUCAGGCCUGAGUGGCCGGAGUGGAUACCCUUCAAUGAGUCCACUCUCCCCCCAGGAAAUAUUCCAGUUGGCUUGUAUGGACCCAGCCGAUGAUGGACAGUUCCAAGAACAGCAAUCUCUGGAGCCAGAGGUUAGUGAAUUAAAAAGCGUGCAGUCCUCUAACCAUGGCAUCUACCUUCCUUCGGACACUCAGGAGCAUGCGGGAUCAGGGAGGGCAUCCUCUAUGCCACGUCUGACUAUGGAUCCCCAGGUGGUGACAGACCCUAGCUCCAUGAGACGAUCAUUUUCUACAAUUCGGGAUAAACGUUCAAAUUCCUCAUGGCUGGAGGAAUUCUCCAUGGAACGAAGUAGUGAAAAUACUUACAAGUCACGGCGCCGAAGCUACCACUCCUCCCUGCGGCUGUCAGCCCACCGCCUGAACUCCGACUCUGGCCACAAGUCUGACACCCACCGCUCAGGGGGCAGGGAGCGGGGACGAUCCAAAGAGCGGAAGCACCUUCUCUCUCCUGAUGUCUCCCGCUGCAAUUCUGAGGAACGGGGGACCCAGGCUGAUUGGGAGUCCCCAGAGCGCCGUCAGUCCAGGUCACCCAGUGAGGGCCGGUCACAGACCCCCAACAGACAGGGCACUGGUUCCCUGAGUGAGAGCUCCAUCCCCUCCAUCUCUGACACCAGCACCCCAAGACGAAGUCGUCGCCAGCUUCCACCUGUCCCACCAAAGCCUCGACCCCUCCUCUCCUACAGCUCCCUGAUGCGACAUGCUGGCAGCAUCUCUCCACCUCCAGAGGGAAGCGAAGGAGGGUCCCCACUGGCCUCUCAGGCCCUCGAGAGCAACAGCGCUUGCCUGACGGAGUCUUCCAGCUCCUUGCACCCUCAGCAGGGCCAGCACUCUUCGCCACCGCACUAUAUCUCCGAGCCCUACCUGGCCCUGCAUGAAGACUCCCACGCCUCGGACUGCGGCGAGGAGGAGACGCUCACCUUCGAGGCAGCCGUGGCUACUAGCCUGGGCCGGUCCAACACCAUUGGCUCCGCCCCACCUCUACGGCACAGCUGGCAGAUGCCCAAUGGGCACUAUCGGCGACGGAGGCGUGGGGGACCGGGGCCUGGCAUGAUGUGUGGAGCUGUCAGUGACCUCCUGAGUGACACGGAAGAAGAUGACAAGUGCUAGAGGCUGCUCCCCCCUCCGAUGCAUGCUCUUCUCUCACGGGGAGAAAACCAAGACCAAAUUGGGAAGCCAGUGCGGCCCGGGGGGGAGGAAGAGGGAGAAGGAAGGCUGAAGGAUGCCAUGCGUUAUCAGAGAAGAGGAAGUAAAAGACAGAUGGAAAAACAAGUCAAAUCCACCAAAUUGCUUUAUUUCCCUUUGCAAGAUGGGCACUGCCAUAGUUCUGCCUCUUUGCUGGGGAAAGAGAUUACAGGAAUAUGGAGGGUUAUUCCCAGGGGAGAAGGGACCUGGAGGGUGGCUUAGCUUCCCUUGCCCUUUCCCAGUUUUCUGUAAGCUGCCAAGGGAUCUGGCUGUCCUGUGUCUAAGCUCAUGGCCCGUAACAGCCUGGGAGGCAUCCUGGCACUUAACUGGGGAGUAGUAGAGAUGAAAGGAGAAGCAUCUCCUCUUCACCGUCUCUUGUGUCCCAGCAGGAACCGCUGCCACCUGCCACUGGGGCAACUGCAGGAGCAUCUCACGCUUCAGAGAAGCGCAAGUUAUAAGUCAGGAGGAUGGAAUCCCAAAGGGUCGAGGCAAGGGGCGGGCUAGGGAGAGGAGGGCCAGAGUGGAAGGAGCCAGGGUGCUGUGACAACAGCAGCAAGGGCUGGUCUGGGUGAGAAAAGCCAUAGCCCAGAAGCCCAUUCCAUGGAGGUGAGGGCCAAAGAAACCGACCUGGAGGUGCUGGUGGGUACAGUCCUUAGACCCUGAGGUCUGUCACCCACAGAGUAGGUGCUGUGGAAGAUAGGAUAGGUAAGGAGUUCCCCCAGGGUCCACAAAGGUGCCUGUAGCUCUAGAAAGGGUCAUAUCCACCCCCGUGGGGCUAGAGCACCAAUCCCAAUAGGGUUCAGUUUGGGAAACCCAUGCAAAGCUCCCAGCCUUGGCCCCUUUAGAUACUGGUUAGAGUGGAGGGGUUAGACCUCAGGGACCCAAGGCAGAUUCAGCUUUCCAACCAACGUAGCAGGAACAGCUUUGGCUGCAGUACUGUGACCACAGCCAUGGUCAGGCAGUGAGUGUAUCGUGGCUGAAGAUCAGCCGCUCUGGGCUUGGAAGAAGCUGGCCUCUUUGUGAAGCAGCAAAACUAGUGCUGAGCCAAGCCCAGCAAAGGUCAUAUGCCAGCAGCUAAACCUUUCCUGCCACUCCCCCAGGAGGGCAGAGCAAGCAUCCAUGGGGGCCACCCAUGCAGGCUAGUGACAUUUAUAAACAUGGGAAAGACCAGUUGGCUGGACACAAAUCUUCCCUGAGGGAGUUGGGUUAGGGUUACUCAGGACUCCCUGUGAAGAAGGGCCACUGGGCCUGAAGCCUUUACGGCUGGCUUGGGGUUGGGGGAUCAAUUAAUCAGGAUGCUUUAAAGAUGAUUAGUUUCUAUACCUCAGCUCCAACCUGGCCUACUCCUAGCAAAGUCGGCUCUGAUGGGGCCUUACUUGCCCUGAAUGCUGUGUAGUCUGGGACUAGGCUCCAAGAGUAAAAGUUGGGCAAAAGAUAGCCUCAAGCUACAAGUUCUUUUCCUAAUCUGAUCCCCCACUGAAGAGAAGCACUGAUAAAAAGAGGGCUCUUCCUCAAGGAGUCAGGUUGCUGCAAGACAUAGUAGGCCGCUCCUUUCUGCAGAAUGCAUUCCCAUCUUGAUCUGGUGAACAUGAAUGGCCCUCUCAAACCUCUCCUUAGUCCCAUCACAAGAGGUAAACUGAUUCCCUGAAAGGGGUAUCAGGUAGGGCUGCCCUCUCUCAGACUGUACAGGACCCUCCCUAGAAAAACCUGAGGACUGCCCUGAGAGCUGAGUGAAUAAACACUGCUCUCCUCCAGCCUGAGCACAGUCCUCUGGGGCUCUGCAGGAGCAGGAUUUUUUUUUUUUUUUUUUUUUUUGCCCCACUCCUUCCACCCCUGGGGUUGACACAAAACUAAGGCAUGGCAACAUCAGCUCCAAAAAGCCAGAUUCAACCAGAUGGCUGGAGAGCCCUGUGUUAGGGACUUCUCUGCUAGAUACCGAUGGAGCUUUAUGGCCCACAGCCUCAAGCAAAGCAGUCCCAGGACAAGCGGCCAACGAGGCAGACCCUGUUCCACCCUCGUGUUCCUCUCCCACAUGUGCUCGGGGCUGGCUGGGAACGUGAGCGUGGCCCUGACAGGGGUGAUGGUUACGUAAGACGGAUGCUGGGCCUUGCAUUGCGUCUAAGGUUUUCUCUGCUCAGCCUCAUUCCAUGCCCAAGUGCUGCUGUGGGCUGCUUUCUGUGUGCUGUGUUGCUUCCCUCCCCUCAUGUGUGAGGCUUUCCUUAGGGGGAGACAUGUAACUUGAUGACCACUCUAAGCCAGCAAGUCCAUUGGAUGGCGAUUUGAGAAAGCCAACUGCAGUGAUAUUUCAUGCCAGCCUAACCAUGGGAGAACAAUGGGCUUGCUGAAUAAUUACCAGGGAUGGAUUUUGCCCGCAACCAAUAGUAUGAACACCAACCUGACUGUGCCAGAAACCUUCCUGCACACCUGAGCUCCCUGAACACUCAUACACGUUCACUCCUCCACACACACCACCCAACACACACUGAAUAAACACUGUCGAGUUGUAAAUCGCUACAUACAGAUGCGGUCCCUUGACCGGCCACCUGUUUUUUUCUAAUGCUGAUGAAAUUAUGAACACAGUUCUUUACUCAGCUUCCCCUGAACAAGAAAUCUGGUUUCUUUUUCCUUAACCUGCACUUACCUUUCUUUGAAGAGAAUAAAGCAAUUUUCUGUUAACUUGAAA